AUGCACACGCUCGACCUUCAAAGCUACCCAGGCGCCUCCGACUGGCACUUGGAAGCUUUGCACGCGCUACGGCUUGCGCAACCAUCGCUGAUCAUCCUGCUCGUCUUGGUGUCUUUGGUGAGACCCUAUGUCUUGGCUAGAGCGCGGACGCGGGUUGCAGAUAUCGAUACCGAAGCAGAUGCUGCGGCUCCAUCAUCCGGCAGGCUCUCUCCCACCAGCGCAGCGCCCCAGCCCACGCCCGUCAUGAUCCCAGUCCGCUCGAGGAGGAGAGCGCUGAAUCAUUUUCUGCUUCUGGCGCUUGCUGCCACGCACGUCGCGUCCGGAGGCCUCAUCGCCCUGCGCGCCGCUCUUCCUGACCACGUGUGGACUCCUUCUCUGCCUCGGUGGGUCGGAUCGGACAUCGCUGCCCUGACUGGCUUGCUCGCCUGGGCACUUGUCGCCGGGGCCUGCGCCAUCGAGGCUCGAACUCGGGGUCAAUAUGGUCGCGGAAAGGUGCUUGGUUCAAUACUGAUCGGUGCCUUCACUGAUGCUGCAAUUCUUGGGCUAUAUGCCUCGAGCGGGGGUUCGGACUUUCCCAAGACCGGAAGGUGGACAGCGGCGCAGUUGGCCAUCAUUCUCGUCAGAUUGGCGGUCCUGUAUCCUGCAUGUGCCCUCGCCUGCUCCGACUCGACCCGGUUCGUUCGAGCCGCUGAUCUGCGUGCGAAUGCUGCCGCGCGUGCUAGGGAACAGCAAGCUGCCGGCGCCUCUUCCAGCCGAGCAGCUGCGCCCGCGAAUGAAGCAUCCUCUCUCCUCACUGGGCCAGCGAAUGGGACGAACACGAAUUAUGGCUCCACAAGUGCGUCCACGCCUGCUCCCACUAGUGGUGCGAACACCCCGGCGACCCAGCAAGCACCUAAACAGGCAGGCGCUCCAGGUCAAGCUUCUGGCGUCAUGGGCCUCUCCGUUGGUGCCAAUACGCCGGCUCCGACUGUCAAAAUCUUUGCCGCAAGGAUAGCGUCGCUUUUCCCUUACCUGUGGCCAAAGGAUUCCGUCUCUUUGCAGAGUCUUGCACUCCUCUGCGCGCUCAUCCUUGUAGCUGGAAGGAUCGUCAACUUGUUCGUGCCAUUGACACUUGGAAAUGUGGUCGAUGAUCUCACGGAGGGGAAAACACCGUGGGCAGACUUGGUGCUGUAUGCUGGACUCAAAGCAUUGCAAGGCAAUGGUGGGCUGUUAAGCGUCGCGCAGAGCUACGCUUGGAUCCCGGUCGAGCAAUGGUCUGAUAGGGCUCUCAGCAUCAUGGCGUUUGAGAAGCUCUUGGAUCUCAGCAUGGCGUUUCACACGAAGCGUAAGACUGGUGAAGUGCUGCGCAUCUUGGACAGAGGCAGCGUUAUCUCCUCCUUCUUUCAGUACCUAUUCUUUCAGGUAACUCCCAUCUUUGUGGACCUGGCUGUUGCCGUAUUCUUCUUGUGGCGCAGAUUCGGUUGGGGCACCGGAGUGACAUUGGCUGUGGUCAUGGUCGUUUACACUUGGGUGUCCGUUGCAAUGACUACCUGGCGAACGGCUCUGAGACGUCAAGCCAACAACCUAGACUCCGUGUCCAGGGCUAUUCACGCCGACUCGCUCCUCAACUGGGAGACCAUCAAGGGCUUCAGCGCCGAGAGUUACGAGGUCGAGCGGUACCGAAAAGCUCUUUUGGCUUACCAAGCGAGCGCCUUUAAAGUCACCGCUUCGCUCUCCCUGCUCAACAUGGUGCAGAAUCUGAUCAUCACCUUUGGAACCCUCCUCGCAUCUCUUCUUGUUGCGUCGGCAGUCGUUCGAGGCGAGGCAACCUCGAGUGAUUUCGUUGUGAUGCUCACUUACGUCACUCAAGUAGUCGGUCCCCUCAACUGGCUGGGAACGUUGUAUCGAGUCAUUCAGCAGAAUCUGGUGGAUACCGACAAGCUCGUGGAGCUUCUGGCGCAGGAGAGCGACGUGAAAGACCUCCCUGGCGCGCAGGACCUCGUCGUCACAAACGGAGAAAUCGAAUUCCGUGACGUGGUUUUCUCGUACGAUGGCAAGGUCAAUGCCCUGGCUGGUGUCAGCUUCAAGAUCAACAUGCGCUCCUCGUGCGCUUUGGUGGGAGAAUCAGGCGCGGGCAAGAGCUCCAUUCUUCGCUUGCUGUACCGCUUCUACGACAUUCAAUCUGGACAGAUUCUCAUUGAUGGGCAGGACAUUUCCAAGGUCACGCAAAAGUCUCUCCGCAACGCUAUCGGAAUUGUACCCCAGGAGCCAUCUCUUUUCAACACGGACAUCAAACACAACAUUCUCUACGGAGAUCACAAUGCAAGCGACGAGGGCGUCGAGGCAGCUGCAAGAGCAGCCCAGAUCUGGGAUCGUAUUCAAGGCUUCCCCGACGGCAUGAGCACAGUGGUAGGCGAGCGGGGAGUCAGACUGUCGGGUGGGGAGAAGCAGAGAGUCGCCUUGGCACGCACGUUCCUCAAGAACCCAAAGAUCUUGCUGCUCGAUGAAGCCACAUCUGCUUUGGACACAUCCACCGAGCAAUUGCUCCAGACUGCGCUUUCUACCCUACUUGAUGGCCGAAGCAGCUUGACUAUCGCCCAUCGUCUCAGCACGAUCGUCAACUCGGAUCGUAUUGUCGUACUUGAUGCCGGCAGAGUCGUCGAGAGUGGAAGUCAUACGGAUCUUGUUGGGCGCAAUGGCGUCUAUGCGGGCAUGUGGCGAGCCCAGAUCAACGAAGCCAAGAGUGCCUCGGGUGAAGCUCUUAGCAAAGAAGAUGCCAAG
Messenger RNA from Ceraceosorus guamensis, 2760 nucleotides. RefSeq lists its product as hypothetical. The annotation marks the transcript as partial. Gene Ontology annotation, molecular function: ATP binding; ABC-type transporter activity; ATP hydrolysis activity. The record is from RefSeq and is a predicted model, not a curated record. The transcript has 4 exons. Gene Ontology annotation, biological process: transmembrane transport. Gene Ontology annotation, cellular component: membrane. NCBI's taxonomy places the organism in Eukaryota, Fungi, Basidiomycota, Exobasidiomycetes, Ceraceosorales, Ceraceosoraceae.